Messenger RNA from Molossus molossus (Pallas's mastiff bat), 6738 nucleotides. RefSeq names its product oxysterol binding protein like 3 (gene OSBPL3). NCBI's taxonomy places the organism in Eukaryota, Metazoa, Chordata, Mammalia, Chiroptera, Molossidae. Gene Ontology annotation, cellular component: plasma membrane; perinuclear endoplasmic reticulum; cytosol. The transcript is spliced from 24 exons. The record is from RefSeq and is a predicted model, not a curated record. Gene Ontology annotation, molecular function: cholesterol binding. The coding region runs from base 584 to 3241 and encodes 885 amino acids.
GACGAGUGCCGAGAAGUUCUGGGCAAAGUCCUGGGAACUGGCGGUGAGAUCACAGCGCCUGCCAGCCCGCUGGGCAAAGGGAGCCCAGCGCAAGGCAGUCGGUGCGCAGCUGGGGCUCCGGCCUCUCUGUUCGCCCGCCCGCAGUGGCCAUCCCCGCCUCAUUCUCCUGCAGCUGGUGUGGGACCUGUCAGCUGCGCAUUGCGGGGGCCCGGAGGAGCCGCGUGUGUCUCCGCCCGGGUCUGUGGACGAGCCUCGGAGCCCCGCGCUGGAGAACUAGGCGGCGUCCCCGGCGGCAGAGCGCACCGCACCGGACGUUGAAAGUUGGCUGCAAAGUCACCUCCUUCUGGUUGCCGAGACUUCAGAUCUUUUUCCAUUUGCCUACUUCUUGAGUCCUAUGAGGAUCAAGUUCAAAACGAAUUAAUGCCAAGUUCAGAAGAGGGGACUUCCUCUGAGUCAUCCAAAAUGCUUUCAAAACACAUUGGAUAAGUGCUGAGCCACCUGCCUGUUUGGGACUUCCGUACACUCUGCUCCACUGUCUUCUGAUGGCAUUUUGACUGUAUCGAGGCCACGUGACCCGCUGUUCAUGAUGAGUGAUGAGAAGAACCUUGGGGUGUCCCCAAAACUGGUCUCCCCUUCAAGGAGCCCCAGUAGCUGCUCCUCCAAGCAGGGAAGUCGGCAGGACAGCUGGGAAGUGGUGGAAGGACUGAGGGGAGAGAUGAACUACGUCCAGGAGCCACCGGUUCAGAAAGGCUUUUUGCUGAAAAAGCGGAAAUGGCCCUUGAAAGGCUGGCACAAGAGAUUCUUCUAUCUGGACAAAGGAAUCUUGAAAUAUGCCAAGAGCCAAACUGAUAUAGAGAGAGAGAAGCUGCAUGGCUGCAUUGAUGUUGGCCUCUCGGUGAUGUCUGUAAAGAAGUCAUCAAAAUGCAUAGAUCUGGACACCGAGGAGCACAUCUAUCAUCUGAAGGCCAAGGCAGAAGACCUCUUCGAUGAGUGGGUGUCCAAACUCCGCCACCAUCGAAUGUACCGUCAGAAUGAGAUCGCCAUGUUUCCGCACGAAGUGAAUCACUUCUUCCCGGGAUCCACCGUCACAGACUCUCCCUCCGGGGUCUUGGACUCCAUUUCAAGUCGGAAGCGUGGCAGUAUACCAAAGCAGAAUUCCUUUCAAACUGGAAGCAAUUUAUCCUUUUCUUGUGGUGACACGAGAGUCCCAUUAUGGUUACAGUCUUCGGAGGACAUGGAGCAAUGCUCGAAAGACCUGGCACACUGCCACUCCUACCUGGUGGAAAUGAGCCAGCUCCUCCAGAGCAUGGACGUCCUGCAUCGCACAUACUCGGCGCCAGCUAUCAACGCCAUCCAGGGUGGAGCUUUUGAAAGUCCCAAAAAGGAGAAAAGAUCACACAGGAGGUGGCGGUCCAGAGCUAUUGGCAAAGAUGCUAAAGGAACACUACAGGUCCCUAAACCUUUAGAGGGCCCACAAAGACUGCAUUCUUCAAAUCCUAAUUUGUCAACACUAGAUUUUGGAGAAGAGAAAAAUUAUUCUGAUGGCUCUGAAACCUCAUCUGAAUUUUCUAAAAUGCAAGAAGAUCUGUGUCACAUUGCCCAUAAAGUUUACUUCACUUUAAGGUCGGCUUUUAACACCAUAUCCACGGAGAGGGAGAAGCUGAAGCAGCUGAUGGAGCAAGAUGCCUCGUCCCCCUCUGCCCAGGUCGUUGGUCUGAAGCGUGCCCUCUCCUCCGCCUUAGCACAAAACACAGACCUUAAAGAACGCUUAUGCAGAAUCCAUGCUGAGUCCCUGCUCCUCGACCCCCCUACUGCUGCCAAGUCGGUGGACAGUCUGGCAGAGGAAAACUCCACAGAUGACAACCGACCGCUGGUCCACCAGCUGUCCAAUGAGAGUCGGCUCUCCAUCACUGACUCCCUUUCCGAGUUUUUUGAUGCGCAGGAAGUUCUGUUAUCUCCAAGCUCUUCCGAAAAUGAGGUUUCUGAGGAUGAUUCCUAUGUUAGCGACAUAAGUGACAACCUUUCCUUGGACAAUCUCAGUAAUGACUUAGAUAAUGAGAGACAGACCUUGGGGCCAGUUCUGGAAAGUGGUGGGGAAGCCAAGUCCAAAAGAAGGACUUGCUUGCCGGCGCCCUGCCCCAACAGCAGCAACAUCAGCCUGUGGAACAUCCUGAGAAAUAACAUAGGGAAGGACCUGUCCAAAGUGGCCAUGCCGGUGGAGCUGAACGAGCCCCUGAACACGCUGCAGCGGCUCUGCGAGGAGCUGGAGUACAGUGAGCUUCUGGACAAGGCCGCGCAGAUCCCCAGUGCCCUGGAGAGGAUGGUGUACGUGGCAGCCUUUGCUGUGUCUGCAUACGCAUCCAGCUACUUCCGAGCGGGGAGCAAGCCCUUCAACCCUGUUCUCGGAGAAACAUACGAGUGUAUUCGUGAGGACAAGGGCUUCCAGUAUUUUUCAGAACAGGUCAGCCACCAUCCACCUGUCUCUGCCUGUCACGCGGAGUCUGGAAAUUUUGUUUUCUGGCAAGAUGUGAGAUGGAAAAACAAAUUCUGGGGCAAAUCCAUGGAAAUUGUCCCCAUUGGCACAACCCAUGUGACGCUGCCAGCUCUUGGGGAUCAUUUUGAGUGGAACAAAGUCACCUCUUGCAUCCAUAACAUCUUAAGUGGGCAGAGAUGGAUUGAGCACUAUGGAGAGAUUGUCAUCAAGAACCUGAACGACGACUCCUGCCACUGCAAAGUGAAUUUCAUAAAGGCAAAGUACUGGAGCACUAACGCCCGGGAGAUCGAAGGCACCGUGUUUGACAAGAGCGGGAAAGCGGUGCACCGGCUCUUUGGGAAAUGGCACGAAAGCAUCUACUGCGGUGGCGCGUCCUCCUCCACGUGCGUCUGGAGAGCGAAUCCCAUGCCGAAAAGCUAUGAACAAUAUUACGGCUUCACCCAGUUUGCACUAGAAUUGAAUGAAAUGGAUCCGUUGUUGAAGACUGUAUUACCUCCUACUGACACUCGAUUUAGGCCAGACCAAAGGUUUCUAGAAGAAGGGAACAUAGAAGAAGCUGAAAUACAAAAACAGAGGAUUGAACAGAUGCAGAGAGACAGGCGGCGGGUCUUAGAGGAAAAUAACAUGGAACACCAGCCUCGGUUUUUCAGGAAAUCCAGUGACGAUUCUUGGGUGAGCAAUGGCACCUAUUUGGAAAUGAGGAAAGAUCUUGGUUUCUCCAAACUGGACCAUCCUGUCUUGUGGUGAAAAGGGGAAGAAGAGCGAUCCGUUCUAGUACUUCUCCUGCGUGGGCUUUCCAAAGCCACACACCUGUGUCUGUAUACUUAGGAACUAUUAUCUAGAAUGAUCACUGUGCUUAGCUUAGUCUUGUAAGUACUCAAGUAUAUAUUUUCUUCAGUAGAGUUCUUUACAAUUUCAAAUGUUAUCAUGAUUGUUUAUAUGAAUGUAGAACACCUUGAUAUUUCUUUUUUUAUAUAUAUAAAGUAUUUAAUAAAAAUGAAAGAUUGAAUGUUAGUGUGUGGGUUGCAAAAGAAGCUUUAACACUAAUUUUCCAAAGGUUAGGAAAAUUCAAAUUAAAUUUAUGCCUUAUGAAGUGAUGUCGGAGAAAGAACAAUGCAUGCCUCCCAGACGCUAAGGAAGAAGAGUGGCCGGGCUUACUCACCCCCGGGAAGCUGCCCAAGUUGAAUUUGGUGACUCAAUCUCUCUCUGCCUCAGACAGCUCUUGACUUGCUCCUCCCGAGCAAUCCUGCUGGUGCUGGAGUCCAAAGAAUAUUUGCAUUUGCAUUUUGGUGGUUGAGAGGAGGGUAUACGUUUAGUGAAAUGUGUGUUUUUAUAGAAGAUGCUUCUUGAAGAAGCAUUUGAGCUCAUCCCUGCCUAGACUUUUAAUGCCUUCUAUGCAGAAUUAUCCUGUAACUCAGAGAAGUUGUUGUUAACCCGAGAAAUCCCCACUAAUUAAAUGUCAGAAUGAAAUCCCAGAGAGGCUGUCGGAAAUCUCUCCGUAGUGGGAGCUGAAUCCUUGAUGAGUUAAGAAACUAUUUUCUGCUUCCUCCUCCCCUGGCUUCCUGCCCUGUGUGACCACAUCUCUGUGGAGUGUGGAGUGGCCCGGGUUAGUGUCCAACGUCCCGCACAUUCCACACCGCAGCCUGACUUGGUAACAGGUUAGCAGGAUAAUUGAUUGUUUUAAAAUGCUGUUUGGGUAUUUUCUACCUCUUAAUGAGCGCCGAGUUCCUGAUCUCCUGUAAAGAGUUGGGCCAUCUGCCUUACAAACGCACAGAACGGAUGCUCUGGGCCGCGCCGCUUGGCCCUGCGCCCUCGCUCCUCGCCCCGCCGUGCCCCUCUGUGGCGAGUUUGGCAGCAGCCUUGAAAAUGCAGAUCAUAACUACCGGAAGGGGAGACUUUGUCUCUGUAAAUGAGUCCUUUCAAAUGACAAAGAAUAGAAUUCAUGCAGGAGUUCAAUUGUAUGAUCAAAGCAAUUCCAACUUCUGCCCAGAUUACAGUAAAACCAAAGCCUAAUUUUAAAGCCUUUUACGCUAAUGUCUAUAAUAAUUCUAUGGAGUAUGAAGUAAAGUGGCGUAGUAAGAAAGACUUCUCCCGAAAACAUUUUUUUUUUUAGCGAUUUAAGUCACUUCAAAGCAUGUCGCGUAUGAUGAAUAAAAAGUAGAAUAAACCACAGAAAAGAGAACGCAUGAUUUUUUAAGUGUCACACCAAAUAACCAGUUGGACAGUGUUACAUUUUCAAAAUGGAGAGCAAUCUGCAAGGGGCUAGCAUUUUAGAAACAAUAAACGACUCAUUAAAUUGCAUCCAUCCCUUCCAUCUCAUCGAGAUGUCGAGAUGAGCGCGCGUGGACAGCAUUUCCAUCUCUGAGCAGUGCAGUGACCCGGUCAGAGUCGUUGGUGUGUGCUUUGUUCUGUUCUUCUCAAGCGUGGAUCCAAAUGCUGCUCCCAGAUGGGAAGGACCCGGCUGUAGACUUCAGGGUACUCAGGGGGAAAACAAAUCUGGUUUUCACGGUGUGAAGGUAAAUGUAGGAUUUUAGUAAUGUUGACUAUUAAAGAGGCUUGUUCCAGAAGCUGGUUAAAAAAAACAAAAGCAAAGUGUGCACCCUGAACAGAUGUAGCUGUGUCCUGCAGGGUUUGGAAAUUCUUGGUCUCAAUGCUGUUACUUCAAUAGAUAUUAUGUUUUAUUUUGGAAUGACAAGGAUAAAUGGACCAAAUCUCUUUGUAGUCAUCUUAUUUGAGGUGGGGUGGGGGGGUAAAAUAUGAUACAGAACUGCAUGCAGAUUUUUAAAUCCACUAGUCAGUACCAACAUCUCUAACGGGCUUUGCUGACAGGUGAACAGCUUGGGGUGUAGCUGAUGUCAUCUUAAAACUGCCUUGAGGGGAAGUGGCUUCUUUUUUCCCUUCAGUCCCUCUUCUCAAAAGCACUUUCCCACCUCAUCCGUAGCUCGGUGGCAUUGCAUGUUUUGAAGAUAAAAGAGAAACAUGGCAUUGUUUGGGCAGAAUUGAGGUAAAAAUCUAGUUUUCUGGACUUUGAAUCUCCUGAUUAAAUAAUGCCAAUCUCUGUACCAUCUGAGACACUUGUCCUAUAACCUGCAUUUUAUUCCUGAUGGCUCCAUCCCCACUCCAUGGUGAAGUGCACAGAUAUUCUCGGAAGUGGGGCUUCGUGGUCCACCACUUGGCACGUCACUGGUCUGCGGCUGCCACUGACCCCCUGAGCGGGUGGGCGCCACUCAGACCCAGCUGGGGAGGAGCCUGCAGUGCAGCCCCCAGCUGCCCGCUGUCGGCCCCAGGCCCCAGAGCCGGGGAGGGUAUUUCCCGGGGUCAAACGAAUUAACGAACCCUCAGUGCGGUUAGUUCACUCCCCGGAGCCAGGCUGGCUCUGGUACUAAUUAAAGAGUCACCUCAGGACAGCAGUCCAGUUAGCAAGCCCCCAGAAUGCCCUCCUGAGGGACUCUCCGGGAGAGAAAUGCACACACCGAUGCUUCAACUGUUUUCUUCAUUUAGGCUGCUGCCUCUCUCGUUCUUUAAUUACCUCCCAUAGGUCACGAGCUUGGGCUUGGAGCCCUGUCCUUCACCUGUAUUUUCCAGAUUUGUGAUGAGCGGUCUUGUUCUACUAUUAGCAAUGUCCACCGUAAAAGAAAAAUAAUAAACUACAAAGUUUUUGUUUGGCUGUUGAACUUUGUCAUAGGUCACCUGCACAUUCUGAAAUGACAUAUGCCUUCCGGCUGUCACAGGAUUUCCUCAGACCUUCAAGUUAUGCGCAGGAGCAAUAAGAAGUUGUUCUGAUCUUGGGAGUAAUAGUUCCAAUGUAUUGGUAUACUUUAUUUGAAUGUCUUUAAUUUUGAUAUUAACACUGGCAUAAGUCUAUUUUUGCUACCAGAUGAUAGCUAUUUUCACGCACUGUUUUCCUCUGCAUUGCAUUAAUCUGUUACUCAGCGUUACUCUUUAUUUUUCUGCAUUGAAAAAUAUGUAUCACAUAAGUACCUGCAAAUCCUGACAGUCUGAAAUGCAAGCCAUUUUUGCAGACUUCAGUUUUGGGGACUCCAGUGAGCAGAAGUUGCUAAUGUGUUGUAUUCCUGACGAUGCGUGAUCUCCAUCUGUCACCCUCAGAGGGAUCUAUUUUUUCAAUGGAUAUUUGUAAAUCUUCUAUCUAACCAUUUAUAAGAUUAUGUUCUGUUUAAAUCCCACCCUUCCACUCCUCCCCUUUAUGCCUCCCCUGAAACUCCAAUGAAUUUGUUUAUCGCCCU